AUGGCGAAGCAACUCCUCAUUCUUGUGGCCACCAUCAUUGCUUUGAUGCUCCGAGCCACUUAUGCAAGAAUCAUACAGAUUAACCCUGCCGGGUCAGUAUAUCACCUGUUGGAGCUGAACAACUUGCCGCAGGGCCUCCUACCACUUGGUGUGCAAUCCUAUGUGCUUGGUGCCGGUGGAGCUUUGGAUGUGAAAUUGUCCAGUGAGUGUAACGCAUUUGUCACAUUCUCCGGUAGGAAAUUCGAGUUUGUGUACGCUACCGAAGUAAACGGGGUUAUCAAGUCAGGAUCCAUUAGCAGUGUAUCUGGGGUGAGUGUGCAGGUGGAAUUUGUUUGGCACGUUUUGCACGAAGUCACUCGUGCAGGCAAGCAGCUCAAGAUCCAGCUAGGGAACAACACUCUGUCAUUCCCAGUCAGUGCCUUCACUGAGAUCCCCAGCUGCAACCGAGGCAUCGAAUCCUCGACUGAUGCGUUCGCCUAG
This is a messenger RNA of Sorghum bicolor (sorghum), 480 nucleotides long. RefSeq lists its product as uncharacterized. The coding region runs from base 1 to 480 and encodes 159 amino acids. NCBI's taxonomy places the organism in Eukaryota, Viridiplantae, Streptophyta, Magnoliopsida, Poales, Poaceae. The transcript has a single exon. The record is from RefSeq and is a predicted model, not a curated record.